CGAUAAGCGAAUUCCUUUGUGGCUUGACAAUGCUAACUUGUUGUCGUUACAAAUGUAUUGGUAAUAUCAUUUUAUUAAUACAAAGUAUGCCCAAUGGAAUCAAUAACUUUUCCCCCUGUCCCGAGUGAAGAAAGUGUGGAUUGGUCUUAUACAAUGAGGAGAGAUAUGCAGGAAAUUGUUCCAGGUGUUUUUCUUGGUCCAUAUGCUGCUGCUAUGAAAUCUAAGAUUCAGGUGUUGCAGCAAGCAGGCAUCACUCACAUUGUGUGCAUCAGACAUAUAGCUGAGUCGCAUUUUGUGAAGCCAAAUUUCCCAGAAUGCUUCUGGUACCUGACACUGGACAUUGCCGACACUGCCACUGAGAACAUCAUACAGCAUAUCCCCAAGGUGAAGCGCUUUGUGGAUGAGUGUUUACACAAAGGUGGAAAGGUUCUAAUACACGGAAAUGCUGGUAUUUCUAGAAGUGCAGCGCUUGUGAUUGCCUAUGUGAUGGAGAAAUAUGGCCUCUCACACAAAGAUGCUUACUUCUAUGUUCAGCAACGAAGAUUUUGUAUAAACCCUAAUGAAGGCUUUUCACAGCAGCUUAAGGAAUAUGAACCUAUUUACCAAGCAAGGCUGUCUCUUCAAAAUGGAGAAAAGUCUGAUGAAAAUGGCAUGCUGAAGAGAAAGGUAAGAGAAGAUGAUGAGGAACAGGAAUUCCACAACCAAGAGAGGUUGUAUUUGCCUGGAACAUGACUUACCUGGAACAUGAUUUAACCUGGAACAUGAUUUAACCUGGGUGCAGAUUUGUACUUUGUCUUCGAGUCGAUGGUUGCGACAACCACAUCUUGCCAAUUGGUGGUUCAUGGAUGGAGAUAUGUGGCAAUUAAGUGCCUUUCUGGAUGGGGACUCAAGUCACACCUUAACUCCUCAGCUAAAAGUUACCGAUAGUUAUUUGCUGGUUUUUGAAGAUUAUAUUAUGCUAGCUAUAUCCUCCUGACUAGAAUGUUGUUCCUAAGAUUUUGACUCUGGACAUGGCAGUGGAUCGAUCUGGCACUGGCAAUGUCAGAUAUACAGUGGACAGAACUGGUCUGACUGGCCAGUACAGUUGACUGGACUGAAACCUGUGACUUCCUUAGUUACUGGAACCAGUGUGUUGCACAAAGUCGCCAUGUUGGAUGGAGAUGUCUGAAGUCAGAAUGGCACAUGCAGUAGAGCUAGGUUGUUUGUUCUUGGAAAAUAAUAGCCAGUCCUGCAGUGAAAAGAGCUGAUGUUUUGGGCAGGCUACUCCAGUUUUCAUUUGUUGUAUUAGGUAAUGAAAUAUUUUGGUUUGUUACACACCUGUUGGUGAGAACAUCAUUCGUUAUUUUGUAUAACACAUACAUGUGUGAUAACAUUUUAAAGACAUACCACUGACUGUUCCUAGGUAAUGACAAGGUCACCAAUGCCAUACCAUCCAAUAAAACAAAGAAUGGUCAAAUCGAGCAUAGACUUGUCUGUGACGCACAAAUUGACUAUAAGCAUAAGGGCCAUAAAUAGGUAGUUUUUUUGAAAAGCCAUUUAAAUUUAUUUUAAAAUGUUUUUUCAAGGUAUGCAAGAAAUAGAUUACAACAUUUGUAUCCUGUUAGAUAUCAUUUAUGUUACAACUUGUUUUAAAACGUAUCCAGCUCUCGUUCGCUCGUCAGAUACGUUAUAAAACAACUUAUUACAUGGUAUCUAAAGGCCAUUCAUAUAGUAUUCUCUGUUUAAUGAUUCAUUUCAUAUAAACCUGGAGUAAGCCUAACCAGUAAGUGCUGUAGAUUGAAGCUUGUUUACCUAACAGUGAUGUUCAAUAAUGACCGUGUUUAGUGGUCCAUCCUGUGAUUAGCUUACCUCGGCAACCCUGGCAGUUAAUCGGCAAUGCAAUUAAUUUCAAUUUCAACUUAUUUUCGUGCUUAUAUCCAAUUACGGUUCAAGCACACUGUCCUGGGCACACACCUCAGCUGUCUGUUCAGGACAGUGGGUUAGUUGUUAGUUAGUGGUUAGUGAGA
Molecule: messenger RNA, 2006 nt
Organism: Gigantopelta aegis
Lineage: Eukaryota; Metazoa; Mollusca; Gastropoda; Neomphalida; Peltospiridae
Product: serine/threonine/tyrosine-interacting protein A-like
Exons: 10
Coding region: 94-732 (212 amino acids)
Biological process (GO): negative regulation of SCF-dependent proteasomal ubiquitin-dependent catabolic process; regulation of ERK1 and ERK2 cascade; negative regulation of protein binding
Cellular component (GO): cytoplasm; nucleoplasm
Molecular function (GO): protein tyrosine/serine/threonine phosphatase activity; F-box domain binding
Source: RefSeq, a predicted model, not a curated record